AUGGAUGACAGUUCAAAACCAAUGGGUCAUGUCUCUCGCACAUGUAACUCGUGUGGAUGGACUGAAACAUUUUAUACUUCAGAGAAAAAUAGCUAUUUUUUACAUAAAUCGAAGAGUGGUAUAUGCAAUGAGGUCAAUUGGUUGUGGGCAACUCCCAAUGUCUCGGUUCUCUGUUCUACCAUGAACAUGCCAACACUAGUUGGCUCAAAGCCAUUUAGGGAGCACACGAAAGUGAUAAGAUGGGCUGCAACUGAUGUUGUUGAACAAACAAUAAAGGAUGCAGCACAGAAAUCUACAACUCCAAGACUGAGGACGGUGAAGACAUUGUGGAAACUGCUGUUUCAUGCGAUGGAACAUGGCAAAGAAGGGGAUUUACCUCGUCGCACGGAUGUGUAA
Paramuricea clavata is the source of this 396-nucleotide messenger RNA. Lineage: Eukaryota; Metazoa; Cnidaria; Anthozoa; Malacalcyonacea; Plexauridae. The record is from the annotation of a GenBank genome assembly.